Arvicola amphibius (Eurasian water vole) is the source of this 738-nucleotide messenger RNA. RefSeq lists its product as uncharacterized. Bases 1 to 738 code for a protein of 245 amino acids. The record is from RefSeq and is a predicted model, not a curated record. NCBI's taxonomy places the organism in Eukaryota, Metazoa, Chordata, Mammalia, Rodentia, Cricetidae. The transcript is spliced from 3 exons.
AUGGCCAGCCUGAGGCCCAGCCGACACACCUGCAUCAGGGCGGCGUUCAGUGCAGCUGGCUUCCGGAAGUGGCAGAGACACGCUCGCCAUCGCCUUCAGGUCGGCUCCAGAAGGAACCUCAUGGACUUUGCGGAAGGCAUCUGGAGAGAGUUUUUAGAUCCUUAUGAUGGUGAUUCAGAAGACACUCCAGGUCAUUCCACCUACCGCAACUACCGCCAGCGUGCCUACCGCCUCCUGGGUGACAGGAACCGCAACACACCUUCCUACACAUUGAAGUUCAAGAUUGCUGAGGAGACCCGUGUGGAAGACUCGGUCCCGCCAAAGGCUCCAGAUCUCACCAUGAAAGCGUCUGGCUGGGCCCCCAUCGCCCUGGAAGUCAAUGAUGUUGACAUGCAGCCUGAGGGCGAACUGAAGGCCCUCGACCCCCAGGAGGUCAAUGGGUGGCCUGCCAGGCUGUCUCCAUCACCAGAGGACUGGAGGAUGACAAGGGCUGCCAACCCCCUCAUUCCUGUGGAGACCCCAGAGAUGAGCAGACACCUGCCGAGCAGAGCCAGAGCGUCACGGCCACCUCCCAGACUUGGGAGUGAGAGAGACAAGGGGCCUAGGCUGUCGCUUUCUAAGAGGAAGCUGGAGCUUUUCCUUUCAGAGCCAGAGAGAACUAAGAGGAAGAAGAAGUAUGGGGCCUCGCCCAGGGGCCGGGUUAGGGACACACUCAAGACCAAUAGUGAUGAGUGGUAA